AUGCGCCUCCUACAACGUUCGUCUGACUCCGUCGGCUUCAGCCUUGUUGAGCGAUUCAAGGAGGAAGUCCCGCCCUACGCAAUCCUAUCGCACACUUGGGGUUCGAACGAAGAUGAAGUCACAUUCUCUGAUCUGAGAGACGAGAAAGCUAAGGCUAUUCCUGGUUAUGACAAGCUCGUCUUCUGUUCUGAGCGCGCUAUUAGCGACAAGCUAGAGUUCUUUUGGGUGGACACAUGCUGCAUUGACAAGAGCAGUAGCGCUGAAUUGACCGAGGCCAUCAAUUCCAUGUUCAAAUGGUAUCAGCAGGCGGAGAAGUGCUAUGUCCUACUCUCAGACGUGGAGAUCGAUCAGUAG
Molecule: messenger RNA, 354 nt
Organism: Alternaria infectoria
Lineage: Eukaryota; Fungi; Ascomycota; Dothideomycetes; Pleosporales; Pleosporaceae
Exons: 2
Coding region: 1-354 (117 amino acids)
Source: RefSeq, a predicted model, not a curated record